Messenger RNA from Patiria miniata (bat star), 13507 nucleotides. Its product is annotated as voltage-dependent L-type calcium channel subunit beta-3-like. Gene Ontology annotation, biological process: calcium ion transmembrane transport; regulation of voltage-gated calcium channel activity; neuromuscular junction development. Gene Ontology annotation, molecular function: high voltage-gated calcium channel activity; protein binding. The coding region runs from base 569 to 2758 and encodes 729 amino acids. The transcript has 10 exons. Gene Ontology annotation, cellular component: voltage-gated calcium channel complex. NCBI's taxonomy places the organism in Eukaryota, Metazoa, Echinodermata, Asteroidea, Valvatida, Asterinidae. The record is from RefSeq and is a predicted model, not a curated record.
GGAGAGUGUAUUCUAACCGUAGGGGCCGCCACCUUUUCUUUCGUUCCGCAUUAGAAUGCGUCUCAUCACUGGAUGACGGUGGAGUCUGCCGCUCUCUCAGGGAACCAGUGAAGGAGUAGCCAAGACGUAUGGGCCAGAAUUUGCCUCGCUGUUGAGUAGUCAUACAUAUGCUGGAUUUCUCCGGUACAAGGAGUGUCCUGUUGCUGAUGAAAUUCCAGCAGAGACACAAACCAAACGGGCUGAGACAUCGAUGCGUUGAAGUAGUAUGCUUUUGGGAGUGUAUAGCCAUCUGAUUGCCUUCAAGGUUAUGGCAGACCCGCAUUGCAGGAUUUGGCUCGCAUUUACAGUACAACUUGACGGCAGCAAGGAAUUAUAUUUUUGGUUUUUGUCCAAGUCCAACAACAGCCUUACAAGCUUUUGAAGAACAGCACUGCAGACUUGCGCAGGGAAGCGUGGAAAAGACAUCUUCGAAUUAAACUUGACUGUUGAUUUAUUGUUGUAACGGAGAAAGGGCGGAAUUGUGUUCUGUGGUGUCACAUCGUUUGCUUCAUUGGUUGACUCGCUGGCCAUGACUUGGACCCGUAAGGACCGGGGAUCAUAUUCAUCAGUGAGCCAGUUUGAUCCAGAUUAUUUCAUGUCAACUGACGAGGGUUCUGAGGACUCCAACUAUGGCCGGCCGUCAGAUUCAGAUCUCUCGCUGGAUGAGGAGAGAGAGGCUAUACGACGGGAGACGGAGCGGCAGGCCCUGGCACAACUUGAGAAAGCAAGGACAAAGCCAGUGGCAUUUGCAGUCAGAACGAAUGUAGCCUACGACGGGUCAAUAGACGACGAUUCACCUGUACAGGGCUAUGCCAUCUCCUUCAAAGUCAAAGACUUCCUCCAUAUAAAAGAGAAAUACAACAAUGAUUGGUGGAUAGGCAAGCUGGUACGGGAAGGGUCUGAUGUGGGUUUCAUCCCCAGCCCAGCCAAGCUAGAAAACAUGAGGCUCCAGUCGUCAACAAGUAGGACCAAGCUCAUGAACAACCGGAUGCCCCAUUCCCCUUCCGGUAGGAUCAACUACCUACCCAACAAAGCCGCAACCCUACCCCUCAACAGCAAAAGUAGUUACCCUACUUCCCCCCGUCAUAGCAGGUCUACUAGCGGGCUCAGCUCCACCUCCAACCUGGGCGACAUCAUGGGACUGGCCAACACCAGGAACGCCAACUCCAGGGGAUCCACACCACCCACGCCUGGAGUUGAUUUGGAUCAAAACGGCAUGGCAGAAGUUGACGACAAUGAGUCGCUGAGCAGAUCAAAGAGCAGCACCAUCUCGCCCCAGCCGAAGGAAAAGAGAAAACCAUUCUUUAAAAAGACGGAGAAUAUACCGCCAUAUGACGUGGUCCCCUCCAUGCGCCCUGUGGUCCUAGUGGGCCCCUCCCUGAAAGGCUACGAAGUCACAGACAUGAUGCAGAAGGCACUCUUUGAUUACCUCAAGCGCAAGUUUGAGGGAAGAAUAUCCAUCACCAGGGUAACGGCUGACAUAGCCUUGGCUAAGCGUUCCGUCAUGAACAACCCCAACAAGCGAGCAAUCAUGGAGCGUUCCAACAGCAGAUCCUCCAGCAUCGCCGAGGUCCAAGCAGAGAUUGAGAGAAUAUUUGAGCUUGCCCGAUCCUUGCAGCUGGUUGUUCUGGACUGCGAUACCAUUAACCAUCCAGCCCAGCUAGCCAAGACCUCCCUUGCCCCGAUCCUUGUCUACGUCAAGAUCUCCUCCCCGAAGGUCUUACAACGGCUCAUCAAAUCUAGGUCCAAGUCACAGAGUCGUAACUUGAAUGUUCAGCUGGUAGCGGCUGAUAAACUUCAGCAGUGUCCACAUGAGUUGUUUGACGUGAUCCUAGAUGAAAACCAACUGGAAGAUGCAUGUGAACAUCUGGCCGAAUACCUGGAGGCUUACUGGAAGGCAGCCCAUGGACCAGAGCCUACAACACCACCGAAACCAACCCCGGCUCAUAACUCGGUAUCGCGGACCUCCUCACCUCUGCACAGUCUGCUGUCUCGAGUGGGAUCCCACAGACACGACAAGCACAAACGGAAAGGGAAAGAUGACCAUGACGGCCACAACAGUGACCGCUACGAUAGCCACGCCGAUCAUCCCGAGAGCGGGUACCGCAGUGACUCGCGGCCAGAUUACAUGUACCAGGAUCGGCGUGAUGACAGCGAUCAUGACGACCAUCGGGCGUUGUCACCAGAUGAGCGGCCCCGCCGCUCCAACGAUUACUACGAUAAUGAGCGGCGAGAUCACCAUGACUACGACCGUGAUUAUGAUCACCAGCGCAACCCGCGAGAAAGGACUCGUGAUCAGGAUGUUGAGCGGGGCCGUGAUCAUCGCGGGCAGGACUACCGCAGCGAGCCACGGGAAAGCUCCCGGGGCUCCAGGGACAGGCUUAACAUAGAACGGGAUGCGGUCCGGUAUGAAAGUGAUUAUCCUGAUCGGGGCCCACAGCGGGAACACUAUGAACCCAAGGGCCGCUAUGAAUCAGCUGAUAGAGCCCGAGGUAGCGGUGAUAGGGACAGAGACAGGUACAUGUACUCCGAACGGGGUAGUGGGCCAAGCAGUGGACGCUCCAGAACAAGGGAUCGGGAUAUUGAGAUGGAGGACAUGUAUGAACAUGCUCGAUCGGGCCCAUACCCUGAUCAUUACACACGCUACUCUGAGGGCCCACGGGAGAGAGUUCCUCGUGACCCUUCACCCUCGCCCAGGUCACGUGGAGGCCGACCUUAACUUGCCCCCACCUGAACCCUUUGGACACACCUCCACUAGGAGUUGAACAUCCUCCGGGGCUUCUGAUGUUUCCAACGGCUGGUUUUAUUCAUGGACAAUUGAAUAAGACUUUGCUUUUUUUUUUCCAGAUUUCUAGCUGGCUGAAAGAUGACAAUAAAAAAAAACUACAUUUUUUUUUGUCGACAGCCACCUACUGCUUGCCUGCAAGCAGCGAGGCCAUUUGAACUGUGACUUUUCCCAGGUUGCACAUGAGGUCAAGCCGUGGCAUGUCUCGCGUGUCGUGCAGGUGAAUGCACCAGCUCAGUCUAAGCAAUGAUUGGAAAAGUUUUUUCAAGUUUUCAACUUCAGGUUUGGCGGAUAUUUUCCAGUUUUCUUCGAAAAAAAAAAAAAAAAGUUCACUUGUUAGUUGAGGGGAUAAUCGUCAGCUUUUCAGACAUGUAACACAUACUUAGAAUUUCAUUUGAAAAGGUGCUUAUUGAACUUCAUACCUAUUGUAUAGAUGGCAGUUACUCUUUGAUCUUCUAUUUACGCCUGUAUAAUCUUCUGUAGGGCAAGUGCUUACAUUCAUUUUCCUCUACUUGUAAGACAUGCAAGAUGUGGUUUGUACCUAUCAAAUGGAAUCUUUUAAGGUGGGACAGAAUGACGGCUUCAACUUUAAAAAGCUUGUUUAGGCUCAUACAGGUUUUUUUUUUAACUUGUCAUACUUGUAGGGCCACAAAUCUUUCAAGCUUUUAACAGGAAAACCCUCAUUUGUUUGCCCAUCUUUACUUGGUCUUCAAGGUACAGAAUGACAUCAGAAUAAUACACCCAGUCUGGGUGGAAGUGGUGUCUGUACCUAGAACCAAAACUAGAUUGGGGUUUUCUAAAGAUUGGCAGAAGUUCACCCAGAAACGUCUGCGAGAUACCUUGAAACCUGACGGGUGGCAAUCAAUAUUUUCCCAUCAAUUUGCGCCUGAAGAGAAACCGUUUGUUUAUUCACUGGUAUUCAUCCGUUUAGAACAACAUCAAGAGCUGUUUGUAUUCCCUCUGCAGCAUGUCCCAUCUGCCUGUAACAAAUUGAGAUGUUUGCGGAGACGUUUAUUGAGGGAUUUUUUUUAUCGCGAUGUGAUUCACAUAAAAGCCAUGGGGUAGGCACUGAUUGAAGACUUGCCGAUGUUUCUUUUUAAAAAAAAAUGUGGAUUAUUCCUCCUGCCUAACUGGCUAUGAACGUUAGCCAGAGUCCUGCAUCUGCUGGAGUCCAAGAACUGAAAUCGCUUUCUUAUAUUUUGCUUUUUCAGUCUCUAACUUUGGUCUAAUUUUCCGUACCAUUUUUAAAAUCACAGUAAUGCAGAAAAUAUCAGGUCAACAGAAAUAUAAGUUUUGCUGUUGGUUGGAUCAUGCACAGACAAAAACUGUCUUGUAGAGAUGGAAUCCACACCAGCAAAAUACUUGAAUAUCUCAACAUUUUGGCCAAAGCCAUAUCCAUCGGAUCAAUCUCUUUAUGGACAUGUCAUUAGUGCCCUUGUACUGCAUGUGUUUUUCUUUGGCUUUGACGGAGCAUAUAAUUCGUAAACCCUAAUAACAUACAUGUGACUUACCCUGUGGCUUCAUGACAAUCUCGCCAUUAGCAAUUAGAAUGUUGUUUUGACACCAACAAAAGAACUAGUGACCUUUUAAUAAGAGACACACGACGCACACGUUUUCCUGCAAUGUGAAGGACCUUUUCCCCCUCUAAAAGGGUGAUCAGAACGAAGGCCCUAUCGCGUCUUUGAUUUUGAAAUUCUAAAAAAUACAAAGGGCCAGGUUGUCAUUUGUUUGUCGGAAGACUGGCCCUCGGGUUUUAUUUCAGAGGGUUUGAGUCCUACAAACUCUCUCUCAUACUCGUUUUCAACGUUCAAGUUCAGUCACUUAAUAGUCAAUAUUAAGAAUCAGAUUUCAAAACGGCAUUCUGGUUCUUAAGUUUGUAAUGCACAUGUGGAUGGUCAGUUUUGCAAACUUAGAAUGGUUGAAACAUUAUUUCCUGCUCUGUUAACAUUCAGUAUCGUUUGCAUGAUUGCCACACAUUUUCACGCGGACAUGCAGAAAGUAAAUGCGACAUCCAUCGAUGUUUAGAUGGUUUGGGUCUCUGCUGUGCCGGUAGGCACCUUUCAGAAAAAAACUUUCCUGUUAUUAUCAGCGAUAAAUGUUUGACUUAUUUAAGCCCAUGUUUGGCUUUUUUACACGGAAAGUUAGAUCCAUGGGAGAAGUCGUACAGCUGUACAUGUGCAAAAGUCAAACAAGUGUAUAAAACCUAUGUAUCAAAUAUUGGCGUCAAAAAAAAAAAAAAUCAGACGUAAUUCUCUCUUUUACUCAGUCAUGAAGUAAUGUAAAUUAUCGUGGAAGGAGAUGUAAUUUUAAUAUGCAAAUUUUACAAAGGGUCAUGCAUAUAUAUUAUAUGACCUCUUUGUUUAAUGGGUACCGAACUUUGUGACAAUAACAAAGGCUUAAAAUCUUGUGGUAGAUAGAUACUUGGCUAAAUUUAGGUGGUGAUGUCACUCCAAAAUAUGUGAAAAAAAUGCAAAUGAUUCCCAGACUCUUUAUCUAUGCAUUUGAGCUGGUAAAAUGGUGUCCAAUAUAUAUAUAUAACUUUUGUUGGCAAUUUGUGGAAUCUUUCUUCGGGAGGGAAUGGGGAAAGUAAUGCCCAUGAAAUGUUCCUAGGACAUAGGAUAUAUGAGGAGAGAGUCUUGAAGUGUUUACUAGUUAUAUAAAGAAAACACAAGGCAAGCACACAGUGUUGAACAAACACAUAGCCAAACACAAAGUAAGAUGAAUUUUUUUUUUUUUUAGUCUUCGUAUUGACUUCACUAAAAAUGAAGAUAUAGUUAUCAUAUAUUGGCUCCAAAACAAGUGUCAUGUUUUGUUACUCUCUGCAUAACAAAGGCAUCUCUGAUUCAGUGUUUGACAAAUGGGUACGUCCGCUAUUUAGAAAUUUGUAGGCCUGUGUGUCAGUGACAUUAAGCAGGGAGAGUUUACAGUAGGCAGAGCAGCUUAUGAAAGUACUCUAGCCUUCCAGGCGUCAGGGUAAUGCCAGUUUGUGCAAUAAUUAUAACCGUUAAUCCGUACAAACUUCAAACGUAUUUGGAGUGCUCUUUUUCUAUCCAUUUUAACUAUGUAACAUUGUACUCUAUCAUAACCAUUUAUCGCCACCAAGUCACUAUAGCUACUAAAAAGCAGUUGGCUUUUUAACUCUUUGAGACAAAACUUUUGAAACAUCAUUUGUAGGCCCACAAAACAUGAGUUAAGCAUUGCCCGAUCUGUUCCGGAACUAGUCAGAAUGAUAGCUGUAUAAAAGAUGUAUAUAUAUCAUUCAAAGAUAGCAGCUUGCUUUGCGUAAAGCUUAAUGGGUAAUUCGCAUAACAAAGGGGUUUGCACAACUUGUGACCAACCAAAACUCACGUCAGAUUUUUUGGUCGAUUUUUGAAGCCGUCACUUGUAAAGAAACUAUUGGAAUAAUAUAUCAAUAUUGUCAUAUGUAAUCAACAUGUAUACAGUACACAUUUCAGAAAUAGCCUUACGACUUUUGUCUGUGAAUUUAUAACUAUCAGCAUGCUCUCCGUGUCACUUGAAUGAAUCAUCUGUAUGGGAUUUCUGGGAAUGUUUUGGUCCCAUGGUCAUUUGAGCUUUGCAGGAGCUUGUUUUUUCAAGUGUACAGGUCUUUGCAUGAACUGAAUUGAAGCUAAGUACUGUUGUACCCGUUGCCUCAAAGUUGGCUGUUGCUCUGGUAACGAGAGCCGAGAUGGGAUGUCGUCACUUGCACUCUUUCAGUACAGGAGAACAAGGUGCAAAACAGAGAAACGUUUGAACCAAUCAACCAAAAUCUAACAAUUCCUGUCAGCAUACCACUUUUUCCUAAUUACAAUUUAGUUUUCUCUAAAUGUAGAAUCCCAAAGUAAACCAAAGCUAACAUACUUGUGUCGAGGGAGAGCUGUAUUGGUUCUGCCUUUGUUUCCCUUCAUGUUUUGGACUGGUUCUCCUUCUGUACUGUCACUGCAUCCCAUACCACUUUGUAUGCUUGAUCUCCAAUCGUAAUGACUGAGGGUAACAUCUUUUUCUUUUUGUAUGGAGUGACUCUUAUCCAUGAGUACACUUUUAAAACAAGCAGGAUAAGUCAUGAAAAUCUCGAGCAAAACUUAAAAACAAAAAUGUUAUCAGCGUGGCAUUCCUUGCGGCCAUGCUGGUGAAUUUGGUAGUUCUCGGCACCAAUGCUGAAAGGGUUAGUAGGAGUCAUUUGCAAUGGCAAGCCCUGUUCUUGUACCGACAAACUAUUGCCGAUCAAGCCCAAGCAAAAACCACAGAUUUGGACGGAUCACUUUGGCUUUUUCCCCGAUGCGAUGUAAAUAAAAAUUAAUGAAAAGUACUGGAAAACUGAAGAACUUUGUCAUUUUCAAAAAUGAAGAUAUUACAUGGGUUGUUUUUUUUACCAGUAGUUUGUAUGUAAAAAGAAUGCGUAUGUAAUUCACCUAUACUAUAUGGAAUGUGUAGUUUAUAUAUAUAUACACACACAUAAUACAUAUAUAUAUUUUCUUUUUUGACUUGUGUGUCUUUGUAUUGAUAUUUUCUUUUGUUUCUUAAAAAAAAACCGCAACAUUCUUUGGGUGAUCAGUGUGCAGAUUGCAGCGCGCCCUUGUAUUUAAUGUAAAGACAUUUGUUUUCCAUAUAUUGAAAAAAAAAGAAAUAUUGGUUGGUAAUGAUUUGGUUUUAAUGUUUUCUAUAUAUUGUGCCUUUUAUCAUUAUAUAUAAACUGUAUUAUAAAUACAUUUAGCAGGUGCAAGUAUACAUUUUUCAUACUUUUUAAUUCUGUUAGCGCAGAUUCAGCAAGCACUACUUUGUUUCUUCGAUUGUUGCUUUUUGUGAUUGUACUGAGUUCUUUUAGCACUUUGCAAUAUGUUUACAUGCUCAAUCUUUCUGCCUCCAGAACUGGAAUUUUUUAAUAUGUACACUAGUUUAAGAAGUUUUUGGAGUAAAUUGGCACGAUGGGUAGAAUGCCUGAGAGAGAUCUGUUGAAGGGGAAAUCGUUGAGGAUUAUCCUGUCUGAGUUGUGUAUAUUGUAUCAGGUUUUUUUGUAUGUGCUGAAAUAUUGGCAUUACCAACCAGUCCUUGGUUCUUAACCAGGUUAUACCCGCUUGAACAGUUUAGAAACUGGAGGAAUAUGGCACAACAGGUCAUGUCGCCUUUGGUCGAUCACUAACUAGGUUAUAUGCACUUGUAACCAGUCCGUCUUUGGUUUAACCAGGAAAUUGACACUGCAUUCAUCAGUAACCAGCUGUGUCUUGUAACCAGGUUUUGUUGGUUAUGCCCAACCUGGUUAAACUGGUUACAAGCAGCUUACCAGGUUUUGUACACACUACCAGUUUAGUGACCUCUGGUUAACUGUCGGGUUAUUAUUAUUUUUUUGUAAAGUAAUGUCAUUUUUUGUGUGUAUAUGUGUUUGCAAAGGCACUUACAGCCACAAAACAGAUACUUCAUAUAAACUACGUGUAUUUAUUCCUUUGUUGUAUAUUUGCUAUUUUAAAGAGAAUUUUUACUCGGCAGAUUCUAUAUUUACGGUGUGUGAUAUACUUAACAUAUUUUCUUUUGUGGAUUCCAGGUUUAUUUGAAUACCGCAGCAUCAUUGACAGUUGCUGUGUCUGGAUUGUUUGGAACUUACGUACUAACACACAAAUUUAGUUUGAUUUUUUCUGGGGCUGUUGUGUAGACAAUUUGUGCCUAAGUGUCAUCUUUUUGUCUGGAACCGAGUUGUGUCAAGAACUUGCUCCUCACCGGAUUGUUUGACUACAUGUGUUCAACACAAGCUGACUUUUUUUUUAAACAUUGGCACUAUCAACAGCAGUAAUCAAAAAUAGCUGAGUUGACAUGGCCUUAUAGGCUCUGUGCAAAACCCACGGUGUGCAUGUCACUUGUUCCCACUGUUACAUUCUACUCACAUCUGUUAGCAAAGUGAGAUACUGCAGAUAACGAAAGGAGACUGGUUCCGAUCCUUCCAUCCAGUAUUGUAGAAUAUCAAAGACGGGGCAGGAACCAUGCAUUCUACGAGUGAGAGCACAGUACCCUGGUGAUCACAAAACAAUUUUUAUCACUGACAAAGGAAAAGCCCGACAUUGACAAUGUUUGGCAGUUUUUGGGGAUUAGCCCAUUAGACUUUUGUUUUCGUGAUGACCAGUGCAAAAUAAUGCCUCAUCCCUUUUCGGCGCUGUCACUUGUUCCAUGAAAAGUUUGUGAACUGUGUCAGCUGUUCUGAUUGGCUCUCACUGUUUUAUGUGCCCGAUGUAGCCAAUCAUCUCCUUUGUUCCAUUCAGGGGCCAUGUCAAAGCUCAGCAACCUGACCUUGUGAGAGAGCAAAUAUUCUGACACGUACUUGAAGACACUUUAUUUGACAUGGGAGUGUUCCUGCUUUGUAAACUGGUUAUAUUGAGAGUGGUUGGUGGCCUUACAUUCUGAGAACGAUUAGGGAAAAAAUUCACAUUUUGGGGUAAAAAAAAAUCCUGGCAACAUAACAGUUUAAGUUGGGGGGGGGGGGUGUUACAUAGUCAAAAUAGGGUAGACCGAUAUAUUACAAAACUAUUACCCAAUGAAAAGGAUUGAAUGCUGGCUGAUAAUGCAGAGUAGUGAGUGUGACUGAUGGUAGUUGUGCGAAUGUGAUGAAGGGGAACAGAAUUAUUAAGGAAGAAAGUGAGAGUGGUGGUAUGGUAAUGCAACAUGUAGCUGUGACGGCCGUCAUGAAGAGAAUUGUGGUGAAAAUGAUGGUGAUGUUCUGAGGGAAGCAAAGGUCAAGAAUAUAACAACAGAGAUGGGAAAUGAAAUAAGUCCAGUUUCUUGCGCCGCUUGCGUGACAACUGCACUGAAUCUAACGCUCAAGAAUCCAAGCUCUCAAAUUCUGCGCACUCGGCCCAUAGACACUUUCUGAGAAAUUCUCAUAUUGUGUUUUAAAAUGAAGGGGCAUUUUUUUCUUGAAGGGAUGGGAGAUUCGCAUAGUUGUUGAAUUCAUUCGAUGGUGGAACGAGGAUUCUUCAAGGGGGUGGCUUUAGUGUUGAAGUUCAAUAUUUUUCAAGGGUGGGGGGUGGGGGGAAUGAAGUUUCAUAGUCAACGCAUAAAAAGACCAAAGGCCUACAGCAAUGAAUGACGAUGAGUGACGAUGUUGUUCCAUGUUAGCAACCCCCGAUCCACCCUUGCGUCAUAUGUGUGUGUGAAUGAUUAUAUGGUUGAUGAUGGUUUAAUGUUGAAGAUACCGAGUACAUGGAAGUGGUUGAUAGGUUUGAUGAAAACAUAACUGUGUUGAUGGGUUUGAAAGUUUGUAUGAAACUUGAGGGUGAUUGUUGUGAUAGUCAUGAUUGUGGGCGAUGAUAGUGGUGAAGGCACAUUGAAACAUCGGUGGUUGCGGUGAAAUUGCAGAGUGUGGUAGUGACAGAAGAUGCCAAUAUUUGAAAUUUUUUUCUGGGUUGGGAGGGGGCAAAUAUACAGCAGAUCAGGAUUUCUCAACUAGAUGACCCAGUUCCAUUUUUGUGCAAUCAAAGUUUGCCUGGUGCAAUUUGAUCUUUUUUUGUGAUGACAGGGAAACAAAGUUGACAUCUUUGCCUUGUUGAAAAAAGGGUGUCUGUUGACAAAUACCCUAUACAAUUCAGAGGACAGAUAAGUGAGCCAGAGUGGUCUUAUUUUUGAAGUCAAUUUCAGUUGCUAUACUUGCGCCAAGACUUUGGACUUUUUGCGCAGACUUUCUUGGGCAGAACCUUUAUGGCCUUGUUUGAUUGUAAACUUGUAUAACAGUUCACAAAGCAGGAACAAUCCCACAUUUCUUGCUAACUGCUAGUCAGUGGCUGUUUUUUGCUAUGCUUACAUGGUUGUGCCAGAACAUCACUUGUAUAAAAUGUUCUCUGUUUUGGUAUGCCAUUCUUUGUAUUUGUAGAUAACCCACAAACUUUGUAUUUUAACCGCGUGGCAGGGUCGUUUGUGGAACGUGUGUCAUUUGACUGUGUCGAGUGGCUGUGUCAUGUGACUGUGUCAUUUGACCGUCAUGUGACUUGAGAGUGUAGACCACCCCUGGCCCUGCUGGUUCAGGGUAACCAUUUUAAUCCGCUGGUUGUACAGUUUAAGGGGCCCAAAAGUGGCCCCAAACAUGGAUACCAUCUGUUGGGUUGUUGUUGUUUUUUUUAAUUUGAAACAGAACUGUAAUUGAUGAGCUGGUAUUCGUAAGUAAAACAUUUUACUUGUACAAUGAAGGGAAAACUGUGUUUCUAUCGUAACUUCGGAGAGUGGGGAGAAAAUCAGUUACAGGGAAUGUUUGCUUGAUUUAUUUUAAAGGAUUGUUAAAAUACAUGUACUACACACUUUGAGGAAAUUGUAUUCAUGUUCCAGAUUAUCCCUGUUUUUCAAACUUUCUGAGAAAGUUUUUCUGAUGUAUGAUAUACUUUAUGUAUGCACUAAAAUGUUCAUUGUAAUUAAAAGAGAAAGUAGCAUUUUUAAAAUUACUUUUUAUUUUAAGAUAUAUAUAUAUAUACACAUUCUAGAGAACCAUAUUUGCCAUGAUCAUAAUUUAUCGGAGUGUUGUCAGAAAUGAUUCACUGACCUCAAUGUCACGACGAUGACCAUAAUUAUCGAAAAUGAAAUUCAAAGAGAGUCAACACUUGUUGGCAAGAUGCCAGAAUUUGUAAUCCCUAAUUAUUGGUAGUACUGUGGAAGACCCUUGUCACUGUGGAUAUGGAAGUGCAGUACUUAAAUUUGCAUAUUCAUAAGACAAGCGGAUGAUGUAAUGAGCUAGCUAUCAUGCAGAGCAAGUUAAAAGAUGCACUUGGGCUCACGUCAUCUUUCUUGGCUUUUUUGUUUUCAAGUCAAGCAAGCAGCACUUAUUGUGGCAAGAAUUUUUUUCUUUCAAAAAGUAUUCCCAAUAUUUACAAUUUCAUAAUCGGCUUUUAUUGAAUAGUAAUUAAACAUACUCUUGCUAAGUACUCUUUUAUGAAUAAAAAAUCUAUUUGUUUUUUUGAGGGAAAGCACUCUUUGAUGUUUUUCUGAUAUAAAAAAACACCAGAAGUCCAGAUCGUUAUUUGGAAAUGAUAUCAUGUUUUGCAUGGGUAAUUCAUUCUGAAAGCUUUAAUACGGUAAUCCACUUUAAGAAAUUAUCCUUAAAUGUAGGUGAUAGUUCAUUUUUGGGGUGAUGUAACCAAUGGCUAGAUAGAUUUCAAAUUCAUCUUCAAAUUGUUCACAGUUUUUUCCAGUGAUGAUAAAGUAACGAGCGUAUAGCCUAAGAGAAAAUAAUAAUAAUAAUAAUAAUAAUCAAUACAUUUUGGACAUUUAUUUGAGGUUUUUGUUUUUAUUUCCAAAUUUAAUGUUGUAAUCUAUAUCCUUAAAGAGAAUAUGUAUCAUACAAUUUUUGAAGAUCUUCCAAACUCAACUGUAUAAUGUACUAGAAUGUUGUAUUUCUGAGUGGCAUAUGUACAUGCUGUUUUAUGGUAAACAUGUAUUCACUCUAUACUGUAUCUUUCUCUGCCUAUUUGUAGGUGCGCCCCUCUUUUUCAGCAGGCUUCAUGACUGCAAUGGUUUAGAUUAGAAUGCAAGCACUCGACAUCGUUUAUUGCGCUCAGGACAUUUCAGUCGUGUGGUCAGCCUUUUUCUAUGGUUGACAAGUAAAAAAAAAAAAAAAUUACAAUGUAUAGACAAUUAUCAAAACAUUUUAAGAAUCAUGUUUACUCCAUCAUAAAAAUGUUUACUGCUGUGAUAUGGAUCAACACAAUUACAAAGUGGCGGGUUGUUGAAAACAAAAAAAUUAUUGGUCCUUAACAAGGCUUGGAGUUUUUGACAGAACAAAAAUCUUUUUCUAUCAGAAUCGGAAAAAGACUGUAAAAACAAAACUGUUUCCGAACGCUUGAUAUGAUAGCAAAAAAAUAUUGUAUAUGCAAAAUGGUUCAACGCGUUAAAAAAAGUAUUAAUGUAAACAAAAAUCCUGUAUUAAACUUGCGAGUCAGUUGCCAGCAGGUGGGCAGUAUACAUUGUGCGUAAGACAAAAAAAGAGAAACGGACAUGUCUAUUUGAAUAGAUAAUAGGCUGACGUUAAUCGGAAACCUGUUUCACCAUUAGUGUAAUCGGUGUUCCAUAUGACAUAAAUGUGUCGACUCUCAUCUUAAGCAUAUUGGUAGCAUUUGCAAUAUGUAAAACAAAAAAAACAAAAAAGUAACUUUGAGAACUUGUUGUAGAUACCAGGAUUUAGAUGAAAUUGUCCAGAUCUUUCGCUUCGGAAUUUGAUUGUGUAUGGAACUUCCACUAUGUCUUGCAAUACGAAAUGUUAUAACAUGUUUGUGUACGUCCUCGCUCGAGUGUGGUUUUGUUCGUUUCCUCUUCUUUUUUUUUAACAAAAGUAACAUUUCUGCAAUUCCAAAAUGUGCUUCAUGUAUUCGGGACACUGUAUUCUUGACGAACCACACAUUAUUGUGGGUUAUCGUAUACACCAUGCACUAGCUAAUUUCAUGUAUGGCCUACAAUAAACUUGUGUGUAUGACGUUGGGGGGUGGGGAGGAAUAACUUACGGUUAAAAAAAAAUAUUUGAAUUAUAAAUUGUAAUCAUAAAACAAAGAUCAAUUUAAUGAGUAUAUCUAAUUGUAGUGGUGAGCUCGUGUGAGGGAAGGGUUGUGUUGGCACAGUGCUUAGUGCUAAUGUCAAACUAUUAUAAAGCAGUACAAUUGUUGAGUCUGGCGGUAUGUGGUUCAGCCAUUUGUAAAUAAAUUUUUAAAUUGCUUCUAUCAGCUA